GUCUCCCUAGUCGCCCCGGCGCCCCACCCUCGGCGGCCUCGGGCUCCCCGCCCACAGACCUCCCGCAGGCAGCUUCGCGCUGCCCGGAGGCCGGGGGCGCGCGUGACUCUCGUCCGCGGGGCGAGGGGUGUGCCUCCCGCGGCCCAGGGCUCUGAAGGGGGACGCCCCGGGCUCGGGGCCACUGCUCUCCUUUCGCGUUGUCGCCGACGCCCUCCCGGGGGGCGUCCCGCAGCCGGCGCGAUGAGUGCCAACGAGGACCAAGAGAUGGAACUGGAAGCUCUACGUUCUAUUUAUGAAGGAGAUGAAAGCUUCCGGGAAUUAAGUCCAGUGUCAUUUCAAUACAGGAUAGGUGAAAAUGGUGAUCCCAAAGCCUUCUUAAUAGAGAUUUCCUGGACAGAAACAUAUCCCCAAACACCUCCAAUUAUAUCUAUGAACGCUUUUUUUAACAACACCAUAUCAUCGGCUGUAAAGCAGAGCAUAUUAGCCAAGUUACAGGAAGCAGUGGAGGUCAAUCUCGGGACCGCCAUGACCUACACAUUGUUUGAAUAUGCCAAGGACAAUAAGGAGCAGUUCAUGGAGAAUCACCAGCCCGUGAAUUCUACAAUACCCAUAAGCAGCAUCAUCUCCGUUGAAACUCCUAAUACAGCCCCAUCAAGUAAGAAAAAAGAAAAAAAAGAACAGCUUUCAAAAGCACAGAAGCGUAAGCUGGCAGAUAAAACAGAUCACAAAGGAGAACUGCCUCGAGGAUGGAACUGGGUUGAUGUGGUGAAGUUAAGCAAAACUGGCUCUAAAGAUGAUGAAUAGUACUUGGAAUUGAAGACAAGGGAAGAACAUCCUUUAAGAAGUAAACUGGGUUCAAAAUCCUUCAUUACUCUUUUCUGGUAUUGAGGUGGCUUUUUAUAAAACAGAAUUUUUUUGUAUGUUUCUUAUGUAAAAAACGUUUUAAGCUGAAAGUUCAUGAAGAGAUCUGGUUGUAUUAAAUUAUUUUCACAAACUUGCCUUAAUAAAAGGUGAAAUGUUACUGUUUAGUAUACUUUAUGAAGAUGGUUGAGCUUUGUAAAUGGACAAAAUGGGAAAUAAUAAAUAAUCAAUGUGAAUUUAUAUGAUCUUGUUCUAGUGGAUGUGAUAUUUUUUAAAGGAGUAGGAAGCCCUUUUGAAACUCUCAUCCCAGUGGAUCAGAAUACUGAGUAAACAGUUACUCUGUGGCAUGAUCCAUAUUAAUAGACUUCUCGUCUUAAUAAAGUCCUCAUCUCUUCUUUCUCUUAAUUACUGAAGCAUAAAUUGCUCCAGAGAAAUUUAAAUACUAAUAUUUGAACUUUUACAUAAUAUUCUUUGUAGUUCCUUUUUAUUUUUCAAGGGUGAACCGCUUCUUUUUAGUAAAUGAGUAUCUGUUCAUACUCUUCCUUUGGGUCAUGAUACUUGACCAUGAGAGUUUUCAGCCGUAUGUGGAAUAGGAGAAUAUAAAAAUAAAUCUGCCAAAUACAUUCAAAAGCAUUUGAAUAGAAGUGCUGGUUCCCACUGAAAACAUUUCUCUUUGCUGCAUAUACCAAGAUGGGAGUAAAAGAUGCCUUAAUAUUUAAUUUUUGUAUUGUUGGAGACAGUGGUUUUAAUAAAUUCCUGUUUACCUGCUACCGUGUGGUUUUGGUUGUGUGGUAACAGGUCUCCUAAAUGGUUUAACAUAAAACCACCUCUCAAGUCUUGUUUCUUUUCAAGUAUCCACGUGGAUUUCUCAGCCUGAGCAUCUUCCUAGUUAUAGACAUAGAAGUGUUUCAAAUGCUGAAUCAUAGUACAGGCUUGAUUAUUUUUUUUAAUCACGAGUAGGGUACCUAUUAGUGUCGUGUAACCAGGAAGUUACUGAUGUGUCUGUGUGAGUUCCAGUGACUGCAUUUGCUUCCCGGCUGGAAAACCCUAGAAAAACCUUCUACAAAUAAAUAUUUCUAGAAGGGGAGGCUGUUGUUCCUCCAGUUACACCUGUGCAGCUCGGGUCUGAGUUUUUAAAGAAUAAUGAACUUGUAAAGACACGUCCUUAGCAUACGAGCAGUUUAAAUUAUGUCCGUGGCUUUUACUGGGCUAACAUUAGGCUCAGUUAAAUCAUUUUAAUUACACAGUAAAUACAAUUAUGGUGAAGAAGUGUAAUCUGAUUUUCAAAAGCUGAAUCACAUUUGAUAUCUUGAACUAAUAGAACAGAAUCAUUAAAAUUCAAGACCACCGGAUUGCGGCCAACUUUUGUCCUGGGGGUUGUGUGUACAUGGUUUUCGUUGUGUUGAUUUGUUUGCUUGUUUUUAAGGAAACUGGAACUACAACAUCUGCUCGUGGAACAAACUGUUUCGCUCUGAAGAUUCUGAAAUUGUUCAGGCUUCUUGUGGUUCAGAGAUGACAAAGAAUAAUGCUAGUUAAAUGCCAAUGAGCUGUUUUUACUCUUUUUAUAUGAAAUGUACACAUGUAGGGGGUCAUGGUGGCCGUGGCGCCUCUGACCACCUUCUGUAAAACACUGAAACAUUCUCGUCCGGAUUGCCAUCAGCUGUUCAACACCCCCCGUACAUUUGCUCAAAGUCUGUCUACCUGAAACUGUAUGGAAUGACAUCCUUAAUAAGCAAUAAAACCAGAAUUACACACA
Mirounga angustirostris (Northern elephant seal) is the source of this 2617-nucleotide messenger RNA. RefSeq names its product RWD domain containing 4 (gene RWDD4). Gene Ontology annotation, molecular function: protein binding. Lineage: Eukaryota; Metazoa; Chordata; Mammalia; Carnivora; Phocidae. The record is from RefSeq and is a predicted model, not a curated record. The transcript has 7 exons. Bases 241 to 804 code for a protein of 187 amino acids.